ACAAUUUGCUUACAUUUGUAAAACUUGUUGUUUUUCAGGUAACACUGCAAUUUUAAACAAAACAAGUAAAAGUUGUGCAUUCAAUUACGUUCGCAACGUGUCCGUUAAGGGUGACCGUCGGAAAUUGUAAAUUUCUUUCUAGUCCUUUCGUACAACACUAAUACCAUUACUUAGCGCUAUAUUAGUAGCUUAUCUUAUGUGAAUAUGUUUAUCUAACAAUAAAAUCACAAAAAGCCGAAUGAAACAAAUAUUUUAAGUAUUUAAUUGAUAACGUUGAUAUAGUUGGAAUAGGCACAUCGAUAACUAAUAAUGGUAUCCGCAGCGCAUAAACGUUUGAUUAUUGUGUUUACACUUGUGCUCGUCUUCCUUUUUGUCCGCUAUAUGCUCUUCCAUGGCGCCAUACUGGCUCCACUACCAGAGCCCAAACGCUCUCCAGGUGCACCCGUGUUGGUGUCGGUGUACUAUGAAGCAUUGUGUGGUGAUUCAAAGCAUUUCAUAAUCAAACAAUUACUGCCGGCAUUUAGACAAGCUGCACCACUUAUGGAUAUAGAAUUGAUACCCUAUGGCAAGGCACAAACAUUUAUAAAUUCCGAUGGUGGUUAUCGUUUUGAAUGCCAACAUGGCAAUGUCGAAUGCGAGGGUAACAUGUAUCAUGCCUGUGUGAUUGAAGCCGUUGAAAAUCCACAAACUCGCCUCAAUAUGGUUGCAUGUAUGAUACGUGAUAAUCGAAAUCCUAAGGAGGCUAUGCUUAAGUGUGCCCGUCAACAUAGCGUUGAAGACACUGAUCUCAUACAAAAAUGCUUCAGCAGUGAUCAUGCUGGAGAAUUGCUAAAGCUUAACGGCGACGCCACACAUGCACUGCGACCGCCAGUUAGUUUUAUACCCACUAUCACACUGGAUGGUGAUCAACAUCGUCAGCCAGCCAUUUUAAAAGACUUGUUGGCUGAAGUAUGCCGAAUUAUUGGCGAUCCACAGAAAGUCAAAGAAUAUUGCGUUACAUAGAAAGAACAUUGGACGUUUGCCAAAUGGCGAAAGAUGUAUGAAAAAGCAACACAGCACAUAUGAACAACAAGUCAUCCACUUGCGUGUAGCCCGUAACAAAUGCAUUUUUAAUACUUAUCAUUUUGAAUAUUUUACCGCAUGAAGUUUUUAAAUUAAGCUAAAAAUUUAUAUAUAUGUAUGUAUUUAUAAAGCAUUUAUGAAGUAAGCACAAAAUGAAAACUAUGUAUUUUUUAAACAACUUUUAAAUGAUAUUACUUACUUUUUAUUAUGGCGUUUGUAAAAUCAUUAUUGUUGUUGUAAAUACAGCUGUAAAAACAUUUGCUUGCCAAAUGCCUCAAUCCACCUAACAUACAA
Messenger RNA from Bactrocera neohumeralis, 1356 nucleotides. RefSeq names its product gamma-interferon-inducible lysosomal thiol reductase. The transcript is spliced from 3 exons. Gene Ontology annotation, molecular function: oxidoreductase activity, acting on a sulfur group of donors, disulfide as acceptor. The record is from RefSeq and is a predicted model, not a curated record. Lineage: Eukaryota; Metazoa; Arthropoda; Insecta; Diptera; Tephritidae. The coding region runs from base 310 to 1002 and encodes 230 amino acids.